Molecule: messenger RNA, 2136 nt
Organism: Nanorana parkeri
Lineage: Eukaryota; Metazoa; Chordata; Amphibia; Anura; Dicroglossidae
Product: collagen alpha-1(XXI) chain-like
Exons: 17
Coding region: 1-2136 (711 amino acids)
Source: RefSeq, a predicted model, not a curated record
AUGCCAAAAGAGGAAGAAAACUUGGCAAGUUGCAGGACUGCAGCAAAUGAUCUAGUAUUCAUCGUGGAUGGCUCCUGGAGUGUAGGGUAUGCAGAUUUUGACACCGCAAAGAACUGGUUGGUAAACAUCACAACCAGCUUUGAUAUUGGACCUACUUACACCCAGGUUGCUGUGGUUCAAUACAGUGAUGGGCCAAGGCUAGAAUUUCCACUUGGACAACAUCGGACAAACCAGCAACUUAUCAAUGCGUUGAAAAGCAUGAAAUAUCUGGGAGGUAAUACCCAGACAGGUCGUGCAAUUAAGUUUGCCACCGAGAAUGUGUUUCCCUCUUCCAAAAGACCAAACCUUACCAAGAACAGGAUUGCAAUUGUAGUUACAGAUGGCAAGUCCCAGGAUGAUGUGGUAGAGAUUGCUGCACAAGCCAGGGCACAGAAUAUCAUUAUAUUUGCGGUGGGAGUUGGUUCUGAAAUAACUAAGUCUGAACUUGUGGCGAUUGCCAAUAGUCCCUCCACAGAUUAUGUGCUGUUUGCAGAGGACUACAGCACUAUAGAAAGGAUUAAGGAGACAAUGCAGCAAAAGAUAUGUGAAGAAUCUGUGUGUCCUACUCGAAUACCUGUGGCAUCACGGGAUGAGAAGGGAUUUGAGCUGCUUGUGGGAAUGAACAUUCAUAAAAAAGGUCAGAUGAUAACUGGGUCUUUGGUCUCGGAAAAAGCCUAUCUUCUUACACCUUCUGUAGAUGUGACUGAAAACACCAGGGAAAUAUUUCCAGAGGGUCUGCCUCCCUCCUAUGUGUUUGUGGCUACCAUACGUUUACAGUCUCCAGAAAAACAGGACAUCAUUGAUCUAUGGAGAAUACUGUCCAAUGCAGGAGAGGUCCAGGCAGCAGUCACUCUCGAUGGCACUGACAAAUCCGUCAUCUUUACAGUCACACAACUAAAUGCAAAUUCCCAAGUGAUUAAGUUUAAAGAUCCAAAAUUAAAGGAGUUAUUUGACGAGAAAUGGCACCAGCUGAAGAUCCUUGUAAAAAAUAAAAGCGCCAUUCUAUUUCUGGAUGACAGUCUUAUUGAAACCCGAGCACUCAACCUACGAUGCUCUGGCAGGCAUCCCGCCCAGCUCUUGCCAGGAGCUGAUUGGGAUGUGGCACCCCCAAGCCCAAAAAAUGACCACCAGCUACGCCUCCCCCCGAUUGUAACCACCAGUUCCCCCAUGGAGAUACAAAAAUUAAGAUUGUACUGUGAUCCAGGUCAGAGUGAACGGGAGACGGCCUGUGAAAUCUACACUGUGAAUGAUCAAAGGUGUCCACUCGAGCGGGUGCCAUCCUCUUCUUGUCAGUGUCCUGAAGGUCAGCCUGGGUCUACUGGAGCACCAGGACCAGAAGACCUCCAGGACUACGUGGAAUACCAGGCACUUCAGGACAAAGGGGAUCACAAGGGCUGCCUGGGCUUCAAGGUGAUCCAGGGCCACCUGGAAAUCAGGGUGACAAUGGAGCAACUGGACUGCCAGGAGCAGAAGGACCUCAAGGACCAAAGGUACUACUCUGGAUGCUUGGCUGGCUAUGGUGACAAUGGCGAUGAUGGAGCUAAGGGAAACCAGAAAGGUGAAAUUGGAGACACGGGUGAGAAAGGACCAGAGGGUAAGAAGGGAGAAGUUGGCGUACUAGGACUACCAGGGCCUCGUGGUUUUCCAGGUGAAGGUGGUCCACAGGGAAGGUCUGGAAUACCUGGCAUCCCAGGAAAACCGGAAAGCAAGGCUUACCGGGACCACCAGGCAUCCAAGGCCGACCUGGUGAAAGAGGACACCAAGGGUACCCAGGAAGAGGGGGCAGAUCUGGAUAUCCAGGGAUCCAAGGGUUACCAGGACUACAAGGGAGAUACGGGACCCAAAGGAGAAAAAGGUUCUAAAGGAGAGCGUGGCAUAGGACAGCCGGGCACACCUGGGCCUGCAGGUUCCCCUGGAAUGAAUGGAGUAAACGGAGAAGGCAUUAUAGGCCCUCCUGGAAAUCCAGGGAAAAAUGGGGUACCUGGAACCCCAGGGAAACGAGGAUUUCCUGGGCCUUCUGGAGUCUGCGACCUUUCUUCCUGUCUAUCUGCAUAUGGAGCAAGGGAUGACCCAUUUAGAAAAGGACCUAAUUUUUGA